Messenger RNA from Chenopodium quinoa (quinoa), 965 nucleotides. Its product is annotated as germin-like protein subfamily 3 member 3. The coding region runs from base 141 to 767 and encodes 208 amino acids. Gene Ontology annotation, cellular component: cell wall. The record is from RefSeq and is a predicted model, not a curated record. NCBI's taxonomy places the organism in Eukaryota, Viridiplantae, Streptophyta, Magnoliopsida, Caryophyllales, Amaranthaceae. The transcript has a single exon. Gene Ontology annotation, molecular function: manganese ion binding.
UCUACUAUGGCAUUCCUAUAAAUAGGAUACCAAUUCUUGCUAAGAAAUCCGAACUAAGGAAUUUAUCUGAAUCCACUAAACUAAAGCUAGCCUUACCUCACUUACUGCUACUAGUUUACUAGUUUUCUAUAGCUUUCAACAUGAACAAUCGUGUAGUUUUUAUCAUUUUCUCUCUUUUAGCAUCCCUCACUCUUGCUAUUGAACUCGACUUUUGUGUUGGGGAUCUUAGUCUUCCUAGAGGACCAGGAGGUUAUGCUUGCAAAGAUUCUUCUAAAGUCACGAUUGAGGACUUUGUUUACACUGGAUUUCGUGGUGAAAAAGCAAUCACUAAUGCUUUUGGAUACAAUGUUACCCUAGCAUUUUCAAAUGCUUACCCCGCCUUAAAUGGUUUAGGCAUAUCUAUGGCAAGGUUAGACUUGAAGGUUGGUGGAGCCGUUCCAGUACACUCCCAUCGAACAUCAGAAGUUAUUAUUGUAAUAAAAGGUACAAUAAUUGCAGGAUUUAUUGACACAAACAACAAAGCUUAUUACAAAACACUCGAGGUUGGUGAUGUCAUGAUCUUUCCAGAAGCGAUGCUUCACUUCCAAGUUAACGUGGGUAAAAUACCAGCUCUCGCAUUUGUUAGCUUGAAUGGCGCAAACCCAGGAUUACAACUCACUACACCUUCCCUAUUUGCCGGCAAUUUGCCUGGUGAGAUAGCUCAAAAAAUUACACUCCUUAGUCAUGCAGAAGUUAAGCGAAUGAAGAAGAUAUUUGGCACAGCUUAAUAUACCAAAAAUAUGUUUAAUUUUAUACAUGUAGUAUGCUUUAAUUUAUUUUGCUUAUAUACAUGUUAUUUAUAGUUUAUAACAUCUAAUAAUAAAAGAGUGUCCAAAUAGAGAACAAGAGCGAGGUUCCCAUAUGGUACCGAUUUUACUUAAAGCUUCCAAAGUUUAUUUUGGUAUUUGUUUUUUAUAAAAAAAAAU